AUGCGUCGGAUUGGCAUUCAUUGCGUAUGCAUAGUACUGGCGAUUUUCGCCGUUUUUGUCGCCGAUGCAUGGUCUGGGAACAACACAUACACUUUGGUCGUAUUAACUUCUAUCGAUCAGGACGAGUCUCUCCGUGAUGCCUUUUAUAACGCUCCAGCGGGAACCGCGUUUCGAAUACCCGUGAGCGGUUAUGAUAUCAUCCAGGACGGCAAUGAUGGGAACACAUAUCAAGAGACUUUUUUCCCGCUUGACAAAAUCGCGUCCUCGGCUACUCUGUUUUCACGUCAGGCCCCUUACCCGUUCGCAACCCUUCUUUCGUCCGAGUGGGUGGUGCUGGAAAAACCCGCUCCACACAAAUGCGCUGGUGCCUCUUGCCCUUCUGCUAUGAAGAACGACUACAGGGGCUCAAUCUUGUUGCACUGCCGACUUCCGCUGCCUCGGGAUCCCAAUGCGAUAGCGUCUGCAGUGUCCUCCUACCUGGCGCUGAGGGCGCCUGAAAUGGAGCGCGAUAUUCUCAGCUGGUGGACGCAGUUGGCGCAUCAACGUCCAUCGCUGUGUCUCUACGGAGAUGGGGAAGGUGCGGUAACGGGGACGCCCCGCUACUACGAAGUCUGCCCCCUUGAAGGGGUGUAUCGCGUCAAGAAGGGCGCUUUGCUGAGGGUCAUGGCCCCGACAAUGCCACCGCGAGAUCCCGACGCUGUGGAGGAAAUCCAGGGUGCCUCCAAAGCUCAUGCCGCGCAAGGAGGUAAGGCCAAAACGCCGAAUAUCUUAGAUUUAUUAAGUCAAAUGCACUCCUCCGCGCUUCAUCGCCAAAUACUGCGUAGCGAUCCACGCAUCGCCAUAGCCUUCGAGGAAGUCGGUCGCUACCACGCCAUGAUGAGUUACCCACGCUGGAAUCAGGCGCAGAAAGCGUGGGAGAUGGUGUACCCUUCCAAGCAACCAUGUGACUUGCAUGUUUCCAAACAUAUUGAAGAUCGUGGUACGGACGCUAAGGCUCGUCAAACCGGUAAGGUGUUCCAUCACGAAGGUCGUGAAUCCUCAUCUUCAAACCGCUUCCCCAGCGCCACUAUUGGCGCAGAUGAUCCCUUCUGGAAAACAGUAAUUCGGCUACGUUGUCCGAACGAUUACCAUGCUAAGCGCCGCAGUUCUCGUAUGCAACGAUCUAAAAUUGAUGAUAUUAUGUUUUGGUCUAUCAAUGAAGCUCGGCAGUUAUGCCGCUACGAAGUGGAGCUGGAGACAACGUUAGUGUGUGAAUGGGAACGCGAGCUAGAUAAACUGGUAGUGAACCCCAUUCCGUGUGUGAAGCUGAAGUAG
Phytomonas sp. EM1 is the source of this 1314-nucleotide messenger RNA. NCBI's taxonomy places the organism in Eukaryota, Euglenozoa, Kinetoplastea, Trypanosomatida, Trypanosomatidae. The record is from the annotation of a GenBank genome assembly.